CAUUCGGGCCGCAGGAAGGGGCGGAGCGGCGCCAGCCGCGGCGAUGAGCGGCACCGAGGCCGCGCUGCGGGGGCACCACGCGGCGCUGCGGGAGGGGCUGGCGGAGCUCCGCGCCCGGCGGGAGGAGCUGAGCGGGCGGAUCCGGGCCGAGGAGGCGGAGCGGGACCGGCUGCAGGCGCGGAUUGCAGCGCUCUCCCGGCGCUUGUUCGACACCAGCGAGAGCCUUGUGGGGCUCCGGUCCACCCGAGCCCACAUCGACCGCACCAUCGCCGAGAUGGACUCGGCCUCCGGGCAGAUACUGGCCAAUUCUCAGACAUUGCUAGAUGUCCUGAAGGAGGAAAUGGGGGAUCUUGGUAGAGCCAUUGAGCCACAAAGCACUUCAUUAGGACAAAGAGUACGUCAACAAAAGCAUUGCUGAACUUGUUCUUCAGCCUGGAAAGUCCUGUUGGCCAGGGAGAGCUGCUGUUGUGGUACAAGGAUGCCACAUUUAAUAAAAGCCUUUGUCUCUCAGAAGUAAAUUUUCCUUUCAGACGUGCUUUGGUAUUAGUCAGAGAUCCACUAAAGCUGAUCCUCAAGUGCUACAAAUCAGGGUAAGCAUUUACAAAAAAAAACCCCUUCAUUCUGAGCACAGUGAUCCUGAAGCACAUCCCAGGAGGUGACUGACCAGCUGAUGCUCCUGCCCUCAGGACAGCACUCACCCUGCUCUGCCUGGAGGGAGCUCGAGUACCUGGGCAGGGAUUAGAGCACAAAGCUGGGAAGUGCAAAGGAGUGCUCAGUGAGGUGUGAAUCACAGCUCCAAGGUGGAGCAGGAUCACUGGGGGAACGGGCAGAGAGUCAGCAGCACACUCUGCACCCCUACACCCCCAAGCUGUCCUGCCCACAAGGCUGCAGGCACAGAAUUAACUCACAGGAGUACCAGAGCAGUGUUGGAGCUGCAGGACAGUGUUGGCUUUAGCAUUCUUCAUGGAUCCAUAGUAGAACUAAGCCAGGACUAGUUGAGACACCUUGUCCCUAACUUGAGUUGAAAGCAGCUUUGCUUUCCCACCUGCAGUUUUGCUAGAAACAGAGCUGCCUUAAACUGACCUGGGCUUUUCCACAGGGAAAGAUGCUCACUGGGACCUUUUCUGCUAGAAAAGCUGUGCUGAAAACUCACCCCUUAAAUCUAGCAGUCACCAGCAGUCUCACAUUUUCCCUCAUUCUACUCCAGUCUCAGCACCUUAUCGUGAAGUAUUGCAUUAAUGGAGAAGCCUUAACACAUGGAAUUCCGUGGUCCUUGUGCCAUGUCCCAGGCAGAUGCACUGCAGACACAUCCUGCUCUUGGCAAGUCACACAGGCAGCAGAUCUCAAAUUAGCUUGGAAUGGUCAAGGAAGUGCCAAGUGUUUCUUUGUGGCCCCCCAGCCAACAUCUAACAAACUACUGAGUAGCUCAUCUUUUUUCUUUGUGUGUUUUUUUCCAUUAUUUUUCCAAAAGUAUUUAGGCACCCAGGGCAGGAGGGAACAGCUACAAGUAGGUAAUGUCCUAACAUUUAAUCCUGUGUUUUUCAGCAGAACGACCUUCCCCUGCUGCUACAACACGCACCAAACCAAGUGAAAGGUAUGCAGAGCAUUUUCAGUUCACAGACCAAUGUCACUUGAGCAGACAUUCAGCAUCUAUAUGUAAUAGACAAACCAAAAACCAUCAAAUUUAAUCAAAGAUACCAGCCUGUUUCUUUGGAUCACGCCCCACACCAGGCUACCACUCACUCCAUAAAGCCCAAAGAGGCUGGAUCUGUUCCCACCACAUCUCUUUUAAUCCCAAAGUACAAAUCACAUUAGCAGCACUGCUCCAUCUGUUCCAGAGUGCAAUUUUGACCCUGAGUUUACAGUAGUAGAAAACUUGAAUGGAAGAUUCUAGCAGAUUCCUUUGCAUAUUGGCUGCAUUAAACAAUUACAAUAGAACUAUAAAAAUCCUAGAAAAAACAAAA
Messenger RNA from Corvus hawaiiensis (hawaiian crow), 1964 nucleotides. RefSeq names its product SS nuclear autoantigen 1 (gene SSNA1). Gene Ontology annotation, cellular component: centrosome; ciliary basal body. NCBI's taxonomy places the organism in Eukaryota, Metazoa, Chordata, Aves, Passeriformes, Corvidae. Bases 44 to 418 code for a protein of 124 amino acids. The transcript has 3 exons. The record is from RefSeq and is a predicted model, not a curated record.